AUGGAAGAGGAGAGGUUGCAGAGGCUGCAGAAUUCUGCCGCGGAAGGAAAUGUGGAUACUUUAUUUUCAAUACUUGCGGAGGAUCCAAAUGUUUUGGAGCUUAUUAAUCGAAUACCAUUUGUGACUACUCCCUUACACACUGCUGCAAGCUGCGGAAAGGUCCAUUUCUCCAGGGAAAUAGUGAACUUAAAGCCAUCAUUUGCUUCGAAGCGAGACCGUCUUGGCCGUAGCCCUCUUCAUUUCGCUUUGGAGGGGAAGAAGCUGCAGCAACGGCGUAGUCCUCGUGAUUUGGAUUUGGAGGAGAAUUACCAGGAGCUUGUCCUUGUUACAGCAAAGGGGUGGGUUACUCCUUUGCACUACGCAGCUGAAAUAGACGAUGAAUCCAGUUUGGCUGACUUUUUGUAUGUUUGUCCAUCAUCUAUCCAAAAAACGACAGUUAAAUGGGAAAAUGCCGUCCAUGUGGCCCUCAAAAACGGAAGUUUGAGAGCUUUUAAAGUGUUGAUAGGAUGGCUUCGACGCUUCGACAGAGAACCAAUACUGUACUCGGAGGACGAAGAUGGCAACAAUGCGUUGCAUACCGCAAUAUCUGAAAAUCAACCUGAGGCGGUGAAGCUGUUGAUCAAAUAUAUGGAAGUAAAUAGGAAGAACGGUAGAGGUUUGACAGCUCUGGACAUCUUCUACGAUCGCCAAGGUUCGCUGAAUCCAGAGGUUGGGGAAAUUCUACGUGGUGCUAAAGCUAAAAGAGCAUCUCAACUCCAUCCUCAGCAUAAACCUCCAAAAUCGCUUGUCGACUACUUUCGUGGUGACUUAUCAUUUGGCGAAAGCAUUCUGAAAAGAUUAGGGCUUCGUGACCAAAUCAUAAAAACAAUUCCUCUUAAAGUCCGAAACGUAAUACUUGUGGUGGCUCUAUUGAUGACCACAGCUACCUAUGAAACUGCACCGAGCCCCCCCAGAGAAUUAUACCAAGGUGUAUCCAAAGGUGUCGGCAAUCUGCAGCCUGCCAACAACAGUACUGCUAUCAGUAACACCACCACCACCACCAUCUUUCGUAAAGGGCCAUCAAAACAAUGGGAAUUUACGAACGCAGAGUAUACUUUUCUUAUGUUUCUGCUUGCAAUAAGUGCACUUGCUGCAUAUUGUAUUCCAGUACUCAUGAAAGGGCAAGAAGACGAGCUGACAAUUCAAGGCUGGCAGAGGAAAUUAAGUCUGGGAAGCUUCAAAGUUCAAACAACUAAGAUAUGA
Molecule: messenger RNA, 1242 nt
Organism: Pistacia vera
Lineage: Eukaryota; Viridiplantae; Streptophyta; Magnoliopsida; Sapindales; Anacardiaceae
Product: ankyrin repeat-containing protein BDA1-like
Exons: 4
Coding region: 1-1242 (413 amino acids)
Molecular function (GO): protein binding
Source: RefSeq, a predicted model, not a curated record